CAGUUUUGUGGAAAAUAGUUUGACUCGCGAGCGUUUGUUUUGCCCUAUGAAACAAGGGCAGUAGUAGCAAUAAAGAAGUGACAGGCCCUCUUUGAUGGAUUUUUAUUUUGCUCCUUCUUUUUCAUUAUUGUAGAGCUACACUGUUUGGAAAUGAACGUGUUCCACUAACUGAACACAUUAUAUCACGAGGGGAUAUUCGCCCACUCUUUCGAAAGAAAUAGAGAAUGGACAUGAACGCGGCGUGGCUCUCUGGGCCUAUACAGCUACAUUCAAGUCGUACAUUUGAGUGCGAUGAGCUCAAUGCAGAGCAAUGCGACUGGUAUAAGCAGCGCUGGCACUUUUGGUAUAUCGCCGAUUAUGUUUUUGCAUUGCCAACGGUGGCAUUUUUCAUGUGCGCCAUUGGUAUUUUUAUCAUUGGUCAUCUUGUAUCGCAGAUUCUGGCAUAUCGAAGAUUCAGAGGACCUCUGAUGUCGCAAAAACUAAUAGCAAGUAUUCGAUAUAUAUCGUAUCGCGGCUUUCAUGUGAAGUCAUUACAGUGGAACUCGGCUCCGGUUGGUAUUUUACUGCUGGGACUUGCUGGUACCAUCUUCUUUUUCUGUAUGGACUUGAUUCCACAGCCUUAUUACUGGCCAAGCGAGAUUUACGGCAAUUCACCAGCACUGGCUACUAGAUCUGGAUGGAUGGGUCUGGCAUGUAUGCCAUUUAUAUUUGCAACUGCGAGUAAGGCCAAUUGGAUUACAUUGUUUACGGGAGUCUCUUACGAGAGACUACAAGUAUUUCAUAGAUGGAUAUCCUAUGCUUUCUUUGUUCUCGCACUCUUACAUACGUUUCCAUUCAUUGUGUACCACAUUCGGUGGCAUGACAUGGAAAAGCAUUUUGCUUCGAAUCUUGUAUUCUACUGGACCGGCAUCGUUGCACUCCUUUUUCAGGCGUGGCUUACCUUUGCGUCCCACAGUACAAUCAGAAAUCUUGGGUACGAGUUCUUCAAAAUGACACAUUUAUUUGCUGUUGUCAUAUUCAUGGUGAUGUUCUUUUGGCACUGCGGCUAUACUCUCACCUCAUGGGACUAUUUCAUCGCCACUGCAGCUGUCUACGUUCCUUGUUACGCCUAUCCAUGGCUUCGGACUUGCUUCAAGUAUGGCAUCAACUCGAAGGCUCGGAUUUUUGUGGAAGACAAUGGCUUCAUUCGCAUCACAAUUCCCGCAAACUUCUACUGGAGACCAGGACAGCAUUGUUUCCUACGUUUUGCAAGCUUUGGCUUUUUGCAUGCCCUCUCUGCUCAUCCCUUUACCAUCUGUUCCUCGCCUCUAGGGAAGCCAAACGAACAGUCCGAGCUUACCUUUUACAUUCGACCUGAAAAGGGGUUGACUGCCAGACUAUACCAAUAUGGUCUAGAAAAGCCCGGUGGUUCAGUAUCCGUUCUUGUCGACGGACCAUACGGAGGUAUCAAUAUGCAGAGAUAUCAAGAUAGCGAUCAUCUUCUUGUCAUUUCAGGUGGCUCAGGAGCUGGCUGGUGCUUGCCAUUCAUUGAGAAAAUUGCUAAACACCGCUUACUAUUGGCUGACGAAGAACAGGGCCAAGUUGUGUGCGCCGAAAGUAAAGAAGUCCUUGGGACCAAACGCUCGGGUAACCGCCGCAGCCCUAGGCCCCUUUCCUUGCGUGUCAUCCUGGCAACUCGAGAUGCUAACUGCCGUACAUGGUUCCUACGAGCUGUAAGCGAGCUGCUAUCGAAGUACUCAGAAACUAGUUCAUCAUCCAAUGCGGAUAUGCGAGCUGAAGUCUACCUGACCGAAAAAGCGACACACACGACAGAUCUGGAGAGCAAACUUGCAAAGGAUCCUACUUUAAAGGCAUCUGUCUCAUCAGCAGACAAGAAUGAUAUUCGAGAAAAGAGACACAAUAUCGAUGUACUUGAGAGAGAAUUUGAGGGCCGUCCCCAACUACCUCGGAUUGUCCAAGAGGCAGCUAGUGUCGCGCAAGCCGGCCAAUCUCUCAGUGUGUUCGUUUGCGGUCCAAAAACGAUGCAGAACGAUGUACGAAAUGCUGUCGCCAAGGAAAAUUUGAAAAUUGUUCAAGGUUCCAAAAUCAGUUCAGUGUACUUACACACGGAGCAUUUUUCAUGGGCAUGAGUAGAUAUGCCAUUAUGAUAUGUAACGUUCGGCUUUCGAAUAUAGUUUCUAGGAAAGGUUCUAAUACAAAAAUAUCUAUCAUAAGAAAUUAAACAAAAUAAAGACUUGGGA
Messenger RNA from Trichoderma asperellum CBS 433.97, 2240 nucleotides. RefSeq lists its product as uncharacterized. Lineage: Eukaryota; Fungi; Ascomycota; Sordariomycetes; Hypocreales; Hypocreaceae. Gene Ontology annotation, molecular function: ferric-chelate reductase activity. Gene Ontology annotation, cellular component: plasma membrane. The record is from RefSeq and is a predicted model, not a curated record. Gene Ontology annotation, biological process: intracellular iron ion homeostasis; copper ion import; iron ion transport.